AUGUAUCAAGGUCAACUAAUUUUAUCAGAAAUAUUAGAUAAAAAAAUCCAAAAUCGAAUCAUGUCGAAAGCCAAACAAGAAUCUUUGAAGACAUUAUUAACUAUCCAAAAUUAUCAGAAUGUUGAUAAUUGCAAUAAACUGCAAAAUAUUAUGGGUGGUGAUAUUUGCACAGAUCCUAAAGAACAAGAACUCUUCUUACCUGCAUUAAAUAAUUAUCAUAAUAAAUUUCGUUCAGGAUCGCUUCCUUUGAUUUAUGAUGGCUCUUCAAAUGGAAGACCACAAAUUUCUCGCCUAAAUACAUAUCCUCAGAUUCCUAACUACCAGCCAAGUGUUACUUCAUCCGAGUAUCAACCGUUUAAUAUUGAAAUACCUUCGGAUAAUAAUAUGCCAAAUUUUGGCAUUCCAGGCAUUCAAGUUGCAUAUGAAAAUUCCAAAAAUAGAUCCGAAAGUAAUAAUUUAGGAGAUGGAUUAGAUAUUCAUAAUCUAAUAAAUGGAUCUAACAUUUGUAACUUAGACUGUGAAAAUAGUUCUGAAAAUUCAGGAAUUGGAUCUGAAGAUUAUAAUAGUUUUGAUAAUAAUGAAUUCGAUGUCUAUAAGUCAAGAAUUGGAUUCAUAAAUUACAACUUGGGAUUUACAUUUGAAGGUUAUGAUUUUGGAGUUAGACCUGUCUUUAAUAUUCUUCAAAUAAUGCAACUUUUUAUCGUGUAA
This is a messenger RNA of Dentiscutata erythropus, 708 nucleotides long. Lineage: Eukaryota; Fungi; Glomeromycota; Glomeromycetes; Diversisporales; Gigasporaceae. The record is from the annotation of a GenBank genome assembly.